AAUGAAGGAAAUAUACCUGGCCGGUGCCGCAGCCGCCUUUACAGUCGACGUCCUCGUCUACCCCCUCGACACCCUCAAAACGCGCUACCAGUCCCAAGACUUUAUCAAAUCCCCCUUAACAAAACCCCUUGCCCUGCGCGGUCUGUAUCAGGGCAUCGGAAGCGUCAUACUCGCUACUCUACCUGCAGCCGGCGUCUUCUUCUCAACCUACGAAACCACCAAAUCAAUCUACACAUCCCACCUUCCCCUCUCCCUACCCACCCCCGUAAUCCACUCCCUCGCCUCCGCAACCGCCGAAAUGGCAUCCUGUCUCGUCCUCACUCCCGGCGAAGUCAUCAAGCAAAACGCCCAAAUGAUACAACAACAACAACAAGAAUCAUCAGCCUCAGCCUCACGCUCAGCCCCAAGCAGAUCAACGUCCUUGACGGCAUUCAAGAGGGUCCUCGCUUCCGGCAGAUUGUUCACCGGGUACUCUGCCCUCGUGGCGCGGAAUCUCCCGUUUACCGCUCUGCAGUUUCCGCUGUUUGAGCAUAUACGGGCUCGCUUAUGGGAGCACAGGACACGUUCAAGGGGGACGAACAAGGCGGAUGGGGAAACGAGGGGAGUGGCUGAAUCUGGACUGAUAGCGGGGAGCAGUGCCGCCAUUGCAGGAAGUAUAGCGGCCUUCCUCACGACACCAAGCGACGUGAUCAAGACGCGGAUAAUGGUUAGCACAGACAAUGAUGCCUCAACAACUAGGAAAGGAUUGGCUAGCAUCAAGGUGGUGCAGGAUGUAUGGAGAGAAAGGGGACUUAAAGGCUUCUUCCGAGGAGGGGCAUUCCGCUCUGCUUGGACGGCAGUGGGAAGCGGCUUGUAUCUGGGCAUGUAUGAUGCCGCGAAGCUGUGGAUCGAGAGGAGGCAGUGAACUCUUCGACUCUCAGGC
Trichoderma citrinoviride is the source of this 922-nucleotide messenger RNA. RefSeq names its product mitochondrial carrier. Gene Ontology annotation, molecular function: S-adenosyl-L-methionine transmembrane transporter activity. The transcript is spliced from 3 exons. The record is from RefSeq and is a predicted model, not a curated record. NCBI's taxonomy places the organism in Eukaryota, Fungi, Ascomycota, Sordariomycetes, Hypocreales, Hypocreaceae. The annotation marks the transcript as partial. Gene Ontology annotation, cellular component: mitochondrial inner membrane.